AUGCUAAUGGUGAUGAAUGAUGAUUGUGGUGGUGAAUGUGAUGAUGUUGGUGGUGAUGACGGUCGUGGUGAUGAUGAGAGUGAUGAUUAUGAUAGUGGUGAGAGUGAUGAUGAUGGUAAUGUUGGUGUUGAAGACGAUGAUGGUGAUUCUGAUGAUGAUCGUGGUGGUGAUGAGAGUGAUGAUUAUGAUGGUAAUGGGGGUGGUGGCGAAGAGAGUUAUGAUGAUGAUGAUGGUGGUGAUGAGAGGGACGAUGAUGAUGAUUGUGAUGAUGAUGAUGGUGGUGAUGACGAUGGUGGUGAUUGUGAUGAUGAUGGUGGUGAUGACGAUGGUGGUGAUUGUGAUGAUGAUGAUAAUUUUGGUAAAUCUUGA
Molecule: messenger RNA, 369 nt
Organism: Macrobrachium nipponense
Lineage: Eukaryota; Metazoa; Arthropoda; Malacostraca; Decapoda; Palaemonidae
Product: prostatic spermine-binding protein-like
Exons: 1
Coding region: 1-369 (122 amino acids)
Source: RefSeq, a predicted model, not a curated record